GAAUCAUCCCCGACCAAAAGAUGGAUCAACCCGACCCGAGAAAUGCCUCUGGCCUGAUUCUCUCCGUCACUGAACCAAUGCGAUCGUUUCUCGCUUUGGCCAGCGAUGAUCGACGUCUCUCCGGGGAGCUCAGAGAUAUCGCUUCAGAUCUGCGCCCUAGGAAAACUGUCCCUUACAAAUUGCUCCGCGCUAUAUGGACCGGAUCCGAUCCUUCGACCAGACCGGAAUUGUUGGGGCUUUUCUCCGGCUCUGAGUUCGUCUUCACCAGUCCCAAACCGAGGGAAAAGAGUGAAGAACUGAAAUUGAGACUGCUAAAGCUGAGAGAAGUAGCAGAGAGGAAGGAAUACGCUGAACUUGUUAAAGAUAUUACACCUAGGAAACAAGUCGAAGAGCCUUUCUCCUCUUACAAAGACCAGCUCGGUUUUGGAUUACACGUUGGUCUUACCAUGUUCACUGGAUAUUUGAUUGGAUACGCUUCCUUCAGAGCUUUAUUCAACCGCAACCCCGCUCUCAGUGCUGCUGGUGGGAUACUUGGGCUAGUUUUAGCCAUGCUUGUGGAAACACUUCUGUUUAUAAUCAAAACAUCUAAAGAUGAUCAGAUUCAGAGCUCUAAAUCUCCAUCUUCAUUGUCAUCAUCAUCAUCAUUCACUCCCACUAUUAAGAAGAAUCAAUAGAACUUUUGCUUUUUGCCUUCUUGUUCUAGUUCUACUGAGAAAGAGAUUUAGCUUGGAGGCGUGUGAUAUGAUCGAAUCCAUCUAGUAACCCAAUUUGGGAAUUUUACGUACAAACACAUGGUUUUUAAAGUUGUCUUGACACAUUUGAAGUUUUUUUUUUUGUCAUAUGUAAAUUUAUAUCUGUUUCUCUGUUAAACAAUUGAAGCAAAGCUUUUGUGAAAUUUAAUAAUACUUUCGCAGCCUC
This is a messenger RNA of Eruca vesicaria subsp. sativa (arugula), 918 nucleotides long. The record is from the annotation of a GenBank genome assembly. NCBI's taxonomy places the organism in Eukaryota, Viridiplantae, Streptophyta, Magnoliopsida, Brassicales, Brassicaceae.